AUGCCGCUUAAGGUCGCCGUGGUCGGUGCCGGACCGGCCGGCCUGUCAACAGCUAGGUAUCUUAAGUGGGCGCACCUGUACUUUGCAAUUGAGCCCAUCGAACUUCGUGUCUUUGAGGCCGAAGAAGAUAUUGGAGGGACUUUCAAAUAUCGCGUCUACGAGGAUGCCGAGCUUGUAUCGUCAAAAUAUCUCACUGCCUUCUCCGAUCACCGUCUGCCCCAGGAUGUCCCUGAUUACGUCACCCCUGAGGUCUAUGUCCAGUACCUCAACGAGUACUGUGACCGCUUCGACCUGCGGCCUCACAUCGAAUGUUCAUCCAAAGUCACUCGCGUUCGUCGAGGUGAAGAUAGAGGCCAUAUCGUCACCGUUACUCGUUCCGAUGGCACUACCUUGGACUACGCAUGCGAUGCCGUCGCCGUUUGCUCCGGGCUAAACGUCGAACCAAGGAUUCCACCUUUCAAGGGCCUCGAAAAGAUUCCCAAGGUGCUCCAUUCAUCGGAAUUCAAGUCCCGCGACCAGUUGCGGGAUAUCAAGAGUGCAAACCCGACAGUCGUGAUUGUCGGCACCGGAGAAACCGGACAAGACCUUGGCCAGCUCGCUGCCACAACCAAGAGCGUGAAGCACGUUGUCAUGUGUCACAGGGACGGCUUUGUGGUGGCACCAAAGACUGCGCCGGCUCCUGCCAUGUUCGGGUUCUGGGGAAAGGGGUUCAACUUCAAAGAGAAACCUGUUGACUGCUCAAUUGCAAGUUUGUUCGACACUGCAUAUGUGCCUUCGAGGCUGCAGUCGAGUCAAUUGCUCUGGGAUUUCUACAACCAACAGAUAGACGUUACGUUUUCGCUAAUGGGCGGGGCGGCUGGUGGCUGGGACCAACUUAUUGGAUGGAUGCCUCGGGAGAGGAUGCACAUCGAUCACUUCUUCCCCGCGAAAUCUACCCGAGCAGUCCCUUACAUAUCUGCACCCUGGCGCCGUCCGCUUUCCAUCAUGGAACGAAUUCGUCGAUUCUUCUUCUACAUCAAGGAGUUCGACGUCGACACCAAGGGACGGUACAUUGAUGUCGCCCCCUGGCCCGAGUAUGUCGACGACGACGGCGUCAUGCACUUCCGUGACACUGGAAGGCCGGAAUCCGAGAAGAUGAAGCAGAUGGUUGUCAAACCGGAUGUGGUUCUGUUUGCGACAGGAUACACUCGCCGCUUCCCAUUUCUAGAUGAGAGUUAUGGUACACCAGACACGGCGGAUGUCCGGGCCAUAUACCACUCUAACGACGUUUCUGUGGGCUUCAUCGGCUUUGUGAGGCCGAAUUUGGGGGCCAUUCCACCAUUGGCUGAGAUGCAAACCCAGUUCUGGAUCCUCCGCCUCCUCCAGUUCGAGUAUCCCAACAACCCAGGCCUCGCAUACUCGCCAAACUCUGAUCCUCUCGACCCGAAUGCCCUGCCUGGAUACGACAUUGACUGGAAGUUACAUCCUCGCUGCGGCCGUGAUCCCUGGGCCGAGAAGCGCGGCGUUGAUCAUGAGAGCUACGUUUACCAGCUGGCUCUCGACAUCGGCUCUGCUCCCCGCUUCACCUACGUCCUUUCCAAGGGCUUCAGGGCCGUAUACACAUGGGCCAUGGGCAGCAACUUCAACACUAAAUUUCGCUUGGUGGGCCCAUGGAAAAAUGAGGAAGAAUCACUGCGUAUUAUGCGAGGCGAACUGUUUGAUGUUGUCAAGCAGUCUGGCGGUCUGAUGUACUUUUUUUCGAACAGCUUGAUACCCUUUUUCAUAUUCGGGACGAUGAGCAUGGCCAUUCACACGUGGGAAUGGGCCAAGAGCGUGUUUUGUCGGCGACGGACGAAUGGCCGCAUUCGCCUUGCCGAGUAA
Molecule: messenger RNA, 1860 nt
Organism: Colletotrichum graminicola M1.001
Lineage: Eukaryota; Fungi; Ascomycota; Sordariomycetes; Glomerellales; Glomerellaceae
Product: dimethylaniline monooxygenase
Exons: 5
Coding region: 1-1860 (619 amino acids)
Molecular function (GO): NADP binding; N,N-dimethylaniline monooxygenase activity; flavin adenine dinucleotide binding
Source: RefSeq, a predicted model, not a curated record